CCAGCCGUUCACGAACAUCAUGGCGACGACCGUGAAUAGUGGAAAUGCCCCUGUGUCGGACACACAAUCCUCAACCUCGGCUGAUCCGCGCUACGAAGGCUCAACAUUUCAGUACAGCAUGCUCCUGGAGCACCUCAUCGGGGAGAAGAGGCCGAUUAAAGAUCUGAAUCCGACCGUUAUGGGAGGUCUUCCCAAUCCCAUGAAAACCGACGACCAGAAGAUGAUCGAACGAGGAAUGGAGAGCUGUGCCUUCAAGGCGGUGUUGGCAUGUGUUGGAGGAUUUGUUCUUGGGGGAGCGUUUGGUGUGUUCACGGCUGGCAUAGAUACCAAUGUGGGAUUUGACCCCAAAGACCCCAUGAGAACACCUACUGCCAGAGAAGUCCUUAAAGACAUGGGCCAGAGGGGAAUGUCCUACGCCAAAAACUUUGCAGUCAUUGGAGCAAUGUUCUCCUGCACAGAGUGCAUCAUUGAAUCGGGGGCCACCAUAUUUUCCAAGUUGGAACUUCGAAAUGCCUACCACCUGGUUCGGAUAUGCGAGGGGGAUGAGUUGAAGACAGCCUUCAACACAGCCAGUGGAUAUUAUGAGUACUGUUUUCCAGGCUUUGGUAAAUGA
Salvelinus namaycush (lake trout) is the source of this 613-nucleotide messenger RNA. RefSeq names its product mitochondrial import inner membrane translocase subunit Tim22-like. Gene Ontology annotation, molecular function: transmembrane protein transporter activity. The transcript is spliced from 3 exons. The coding region runs from base 20 to 613 and encodes 197 amino acids. Gene Ontology annotation, cellular component: TIM22 mitochondrial import inner membrane insertion complex. The record is from RefSeq and is a predicted model, not a curated record. Gene Ontology annotation, biological process: protein insertion into mitochondrial inner membrane. Lineage: Eukaryota; Metazoa; Chordata; Actinopteri; Salmoniformes; Salmonidae.